UUUUCCCACUUGGCACUUUUUUUCGUGUAUCUGAUCUCAACAUUAAAUCUGCUGAUGCUGACCAUGGAGCGGUAUUUUGCCAUCGUUCACCCACUCAAAUACCAGGCAGCCUUUGCCAAGCAGCCCCGGCUGAAAGUCGGUGUGGUUAUUGCAGCCUGUUGGAUCUUCACGAUCAUUGCCAAGUCCUACAACAUCACCCUCUUCGAGGUGGAAGACGGCGCGUGUGUUUCGAGUGCCGAAUCUCGGUCGAAAGUCUUGGGAGUUUUGACAGCCAUGGUACACUACGUGGUGCCUGUAACAGUGAUGCUGUUUGCCUACAUCCGCAUCAGCGUGGAGCUCAAGCGAAGAGCCGCCCGACUGCAGCCCGCACUGCCGCCCGUUGAUCCCACUGCUGGAGUAUCGACGGCAGACACUGCCCGACCAAUAAAUGUGUUGGCGGCGUCCCUUCUCCGGGCCAGGCGCAACGUCUUCAAGAUGCUGCUGAUCGUUUUCGUCACGUUCCUGAUUUGCUGGACUCCGAACCAGGUACUCUUCCUCAUGUUUAACCUCGGCUUGCCACUGCGGUUCGACGAGUGGUAUAUAUUGCUCUCUGUCGCGAUGGUAUCCGCAAACUGUUGCGUCAACCCGCUCAUCUACGCUUUCAAGUACCAGCAAUUCCGCAGGGGGCUACGCGAGAUGUUCUGCCAUCGUCGGGUCGGGCUACACCCGGACUCAUCCAACCCAACAAAUUUCAUUCAGGCUGUACGAUGAACAAACGCGAUGAGGAUAGACAUGUUCAGAUUUCGCCUGGAAAUAUACUGUAACUUAGAAUCAUUGUUCGCGUGGUCACAGACUGUGAAUGCACAAGUGCUGGAUUUCAACACCUAUGCUUUCAGGGUGGCUACAUGUAGCAAAUGCUAAAGAACACCGGCAAAAGGAAAACCAACUAUUUUCAACCUAGAUCUCCCCCUGCGAAAUUCUAGAACAAAUGAUUACAAAGGAUCCCUUAUGGUAAUUGAAUGCAGCUAUUUUUAUGAAAACUUUUCAUGAAGACUUUUAUUCUUACAAAACCAAACAUUUUCUGAUAGCUAUUAACAGGGGCUAGACUAUGAUCUGACAUAGUUAGGAGUCACCUAUCCAACAAUAAUUUGAAGAAAAAACCUCUAAAGUGUGUGUUACCAAGAAUCUGGCCAAAUCUUGACUAAUCCACUGUGUCUGAAUCAUGUGGCUGUGGCUGGAGAUAACACACAAACCUAUAAACCUAAGCUAAUGGCUUUAUCUAUUUCGCCUAGGCUCAUACAUUAUUUCUAGCUGUCCCUAGCUCCAAGUACCUGAUCAGAACUAGAGUACUGAACUUUGUGUUUGGUAAGACACUAACAGGUUUUGA
This is a messenger RNA of Acanthaster planci (crown-of-thorns starfish), 1366 nucleotides long. Its product is annotated as neuromedin-U receptor 1-like. Gene Ontology annotation, cellular component: membrane. Gene Ontology annotation, biological process: G protein-coupled receptor signaling pathway. The record is from RefSeq and is a predicted model, not a curated record. NCBI's taxonomy places the organism in Eukaryota, Metazoa, Echinodermata, Asteroidea, Valvatida, Acanthasteridae. Gene Ontology annotation, molecular function: G protein-coupled receptor activity.